AUGUGGAUUAGUUUUAAAUUCUCAUGUGCAAGACAAUACUUAACUCUUUACAUAAGUAAUUUAUGCAGAUUCCUGUGUAUUGUUAUAUAUUUCUCUGUUAUUCCUAAAGCAUAUUGUUCACAAGUCCCAAAUGGGGUCAAAUCAGUCAACAAAGAUCUAGGACCGUUAACUUUGCCACCAUCGGCAUUUUCCGCGAGUUCCGUGUAUCAGAAUAAACCGGAAUAUCAAGCACAUAAAGCGAAUUUUGUAGUGUUUGCUUCGAAAGAAGAAAUUUCUGGUGCUUGGUGUCCAGCCAAAUUAAUUCAUAAAGAAUUAGAUGAAUGGCUUCAAGUUGAUUUUGGUGCAUUGAAACUUAUUAAAGUUCUCUUCUCUGAAGGUGGGGGUUUGAAUCAAAAUGCAUUUGUUCCAAUGUUUAUCAUUAAAUAUCAACGAGAGGAUAACACGAAAUGGUAUGAAUAUCGAAUGAGAAAUGGAAGCAAGUUACUUCACGCAAAUCGAAAUAGUCAAACAAUUGUAAUUCAAUUAGAUCCACCAAUUAUAGCAAAACGAUUACGAAUAUUGCCUUAUACUAUGGAAUCCAAUCCAAAAUUAAUGUGCCUUCGAUUGGCUAUUUAUGGAUCUGUUUUCAAUGAUGGAGUUGUUGAAUAUUCUAUUCCCGAAGGAGAUGUCUAUAGACUUGAUCCUCGUGGUGAUUUUGUUUUAAACGAUACCAAUUAUGAUGGUGUAUUAAUCUCUCCUGAAUCGUCUUUAAUGACUACCAACACUAAGGAACUAGAUAACAUGGAUAAACAACAACGUACCGCUUAUCUUACUGGCGGUCUUGGUUUAUUAAUGGACAAACAAUACUUUGAGGGCAGUUUACCUGAACAAAUAGACAGCGGCAGUAGUAGUCCUGUUGUUGGCUGGUUUCGACGAAAACCUACUAUCAAUCCAUCUGGUCGUAUUACAAUGUUGUUUAAAUUUGAUCAAGCUCGUAACUUUACACAAAUCCGUAUCCAUACUUUGAAUUCAUUAGACUAUAUUGCUCUUUUUCGUCGAGUCUCUGUUCAAUUCAGUAAUGGUGGUCAUUAUUUUGAUCGGAAUUAUCCACCGGUUGUUUUAGAUAUACAUCGUGAUAUUUAUAACUCUAAACCUCGUUGGGUCCCUAUUGAUUUAGGCUUUCGUAUAGGUCGUUAUCUACGGAUUACACUAUGGUUUGAUUAUGAUUGGAUUGUUAUUUCAGAAGUUACCUUUGAAUCAUCAUACUUAUCAAAUGAAGUUGUUUUACAAACAGAACAGUCUGAUGAUCCUAUUCAAAAGACUGCUGAUUUUGAUUCAACUGAUAUUGACUCAGAAGCGGAAAGACUAUUGGUUAUGUCGAAACCAUCAUCGUCCGAUCAAGCACAAAGUUUAUCAGUGAAGAAUUCGCCCUCGGUACAAAAAGAUCUCGACAUUGAGAAGCCAUCAUCAUCAGUAUCAUUAGCCCAAGUUACAUUGUCCACAGCGUCAUCAAUAUCGUCUUCACCAUUUGACACACCGAUUAGUGCAACAUUCAAAUUGAGAGGAUCAAAUGUACCAUAUAUCAUCGCGAUUAUAUGUUGUUGUUUAGGCUCAUUUGCAUUUGCAUGCUUUUUUGCAUUUAUGAUAUUUCGAUUGAAACGUUACCGAAGGAGACGUUUGAAAAAAUUGCAGAAACAACAAAAGCUUCCACAUACUUUAGAUAAACAAUCAUCUAUGCACCAUCAACAUUUACUUCUUACAACAGCUGGACAAAAUCAAAAUUCUUUGUCGUCUACACUGUCUACUCCUCCUUCUUGUUUAUCAUCAUCUACAUCCGCACCGACUUCUGUUCCUGCCUUAAACAAUACAUCAUCAUUCCAUCAGUAUAACCAGUUAAAAUUGUCUAAUGGGAAUCAUUAUGCUACUGAUAUUCAUAGUAAUAACAAUAAUAGUAAUAAGAUGGUGCAUUCCAAUGUUGUCAGCCUCUUACAAACUCCAACAGCUAUGGAUAUGCAUAAUAAUUAUAAUCAUUUGACUGGAGCUUUUUCUCAAGGUUACUCUGACAUGUUGACUCAUCAUCAUCCAACUGGAACACUUUGCACUCCAUACUCAACUAAUGGAAUUGAUCAAGAUGGUUUGCUAGCUUUUCAAUUAUUACAACAUGGUCCUACGGUUGGAUCGAAUUUUUCUGCAUUAAAUGGUUUAACAUUAGCUCGUCGUGGAUUAUCUGACAAUAAUAGUAAUAAUAACAAUAGUCCUGGUGUUUUCACGGUACAUCCAAUGGUUACACUAGGGACAGAUAAUAAAUUAAUCGGUGUAAAUUUACCACCGACAAGUUGUAAUUUUGCACCUCAACUAAAAGGUAAUCUACUCUGUUCACAAAACAGUAACAAUAAUGUCAACAACGGUGUAAUGAGUACCAAUUUUGUUGCCCCGCAUUCAUCGUUGCCCCCACCUCCUCCUCCACCAGAUCAACCGUUACCACCUCUGCCGAAUUUGUCAUCGGAUUUGAAUAAUGCAAACAAUCGCCUAUUGAUUAAUACAUCAUUGUCGCCUGUUUUCCCGUAUGCUGCUACCGCAGCCGCUGUAUCGUCAUCGUUUGCCUCACAAGCAUAUCCAAAUGAAAAUAGCUUUAUACUAUCCAUAGAUAGUCCAAUGCCAGAAUAUGCAAGCGCUUCAUUAUUCAGUGGUACAGGAAGUGGAACAAUAAGUUUAGGUCCAAAUGAUCUUAGAAAUUCUAUCAUCUCAAAAACUACUUUUGAUAGUUGUGAUACAACGAAUAAAUAUAAGCAAUUGAUGGAAACUUAUUGUGUACCACAACAUAUGAACUCAUGUUUUUGGUCAUCAAAUUAUAAUAAUGAUUUAAAUCAGUGUCAGUUAAAUUUUAAUGGUAUUCCUAAAUUAUCUACUCCUAUCACAGGGACAGUACAAAUGGCGGCAGCAACAUCAUCCGAUAAUACUCAUAACAAUACACAAAGUAGUAGUAUAAAUAAUGAAAAUCUCUCGGAGAGUUUAGAUUCCAGUGGUAUGUAUUAUUUAACACAUAAAAAACAUAACAACGAUGAUAAUAAUAAUGAUAACAUUUCUCCUAAUUUAAUUCAUCAAAAUCCUGCAGUGUUUUUACCGUUUACUGCUGGUGGUGGUACUUCACCGGCAGCAACAGCAGCAGCACCGCAACAACAACCACCACCACUGGGAACACACUUAAUACCGAUUCGAACAGUCGGCUUACGAUCUGGCAGUGGUAUUGCUAGUGGUGGAAUUAUAUUAGCGAAUAGAGAUAAUUCAAUAUCCAACAUUCAUUAUCAAUCUGCUCUGACUACUACUACUCCUGCUAGUCCAAAUCACUUCCAUCAUCACCAUGGUGACGAGAAUAUGAAAGAUUUAAACAAUUUUACAAUACAACAAACAACCACUAUCACCCCAAAUAGGUAG
This is a messenger RNA of Schistosoma mattheei, 3414 nucleotides long. The record is from the annotation of a GenBank genome assembly. NCBI's taxonomy places the organism in Eukaryota, Metazoa, Platyhelminthes, Trematoda, Strigeidida, Schistosomatidae.